Cuscuta europaea is the source of this 6360-nucleotide messenger RNA. The record is from the annotation of a GenBank genome assembly. Lineage: Eukaryota; Viridiplantae; Streptophyta; Magnoliopsida; Solanales; Convolvulaceae.
GUACAUGUUUAUACAUGGACUCGGCUAAAGAAAUCUGGGAUUUCAUACAGCAGUCCUACUCAGUUGCUAAAGAUGGCGCUUUUGUCUAUGACUUAUGGCUCAAAACAACGAAUCUUAAGCAAGAUUCACAUCUGUCACAGAUUAUGCAACUGACCUCCAACGACGAUGGUCUGAACUUGACCAGUAUCAAACGAUGAAGUGGUCGAAUGCUGCAGAUGCAGCUCUUCACAAGAACUAUAUAAAUCAGCAACGUCUAUAUUGCUUCUUGUCUGGUUUAAAUCCCGAAUAUGAUCAGACUCAGGGUCAAAUUCUUGGCAUUACUCCUCUGCCUUCCAUAUCUUCUGCCAUUGCCACUAUCAAACAUGAAGAGAGUAGACGCAAUAUAAUGAUGAAUACAAAUCUGAUUGACAAUACAGCUCUUGCUGCCAAAUCUACUCCUUCAGAUGUUAAGGAAACUAAGGGUAGUAAGGUAGGAAGAUGGUGUGAUCAUUGCAAGCGGUCCAACCAUAAUGUGGAUACAUGCUGGAAACUUUAUCCUCAUCUACAAAAAGAAAGAAAAAGCCAAGACAGACAUGGAACUAGUCCUGGACGUGCCAACUCAGUCACUCCCACUAUUGUUGAGAGCUCUACUAAUCUUUCGCCCAUUUCCCAGGAGGAAUUACGGCAACUUCGUAUGAUGUUACAGUCUCUUAAUAACUCAAAUGGUUCUGGUCAUAGCUCUUUGACCUUGCAAGGUAAAAACCUCUACUAUUUUUUGUCUUAAUGCUUCGGAACAUGAUAGGGACAUAGACAGCCUAUAAUAAUAAGAAUAAUAGAAUUAUAAUAAAUAAUGUAAUAGUGUACAAAUAAGGUUGUUGGGCCAUUUAUGUUAUGAUUUUGGGCCAGCCCUUGAGGGUAGCCUUAUUAUAAGAGUGGGAAGUGGGGAAAGAGGAGGGGAGGCUUUUGGACUCUUGUCUUGGGACUUGGGAAGACUGAGACUAAUAAUCUCUUUCUUUGGGAGCUUCGGCUUUGGGGGCUUCUGCCUUUGUACAGAAUACUGUUCAUCUUCUUGGAUUCAAUAAAGUUUUUCCAUUGUGUUUCUUAUUCAUCCUUCUGUAAUUGUUCUGGAUUCCUGGAGGUUCUAACAUUGGUAUCAGAGCCUUACUUCCUGGAGACGGAGAAUCUGAAGCAUGGAGGAGGAUUUCUACAUGACACCUCAAAUGGAAGAGAGUUUUGAUAAUAUUGACCGACUAAUGAGGGAGUCAAACGCUAGGUUAGCGACGAUGAUGGCUGAUAUGCAAGCGACUAUGCAAGUUGGCAUCGCAGAAUUGCAGAACCGACUUAAAAAUUGUUCGCGGAAUCGAUCGCACAAAUCGCAUAGGUCGCAUCGCGACUCUCUUCAUCGACGUACGCAACAUCCGGUUGACUCAGAGGAAUCGGAAGAACAGAGUCUUCGCAGAAGACCUGGAGAUCGAUCGAGGAACUUCAGCCAUGAGCCGCUAUCACCAACGGAUUCACAGAUGAAAUCGCGAACUUCUCAUAUUUCGCAGUCACGAACCUCAUCUUCCAGUUCGCGAUCGCGAACUAACUACUUAUUUUGGCUCGCACUCGCGAACUUCCGAUCACUAUUCACAGAGGCGAACAGUUUCUCUUUACUCGCAGACUGACUCCUCAGAUAUCAAUAUGCGUUCAAGAAAGAAGCUAGGAAGUGGAGAAUCAUCAUAUUUGUCUCCAAAGGAUUCUCACAGUUCACCUUCCUCGUCAAAAGUCAAUUCUCGGAAAUCUGCUAUUUCAAAGAAGGAGGAAUUACCUCUAUUCUACGAGCAUGAAGCAAAUGAAUAUGAAAGAUGAAAUCAAGGACGUAAUUAAGGAGAAGACGGGGUUUGAGGAAAUCACAGUGAAUGGGUUUGGGGAAAAGGAGCAGACAACUGCUUAUACAUGGAAUCCUCUGCAGAAGACACUGACUAGAAGAAUUCAUCCAGAAUGGUUUCAAAAGUUAAUCAUACUAAUGAUUAGCAUUAAACUGGUAGGCACUGUUUUGAAGUUCAGAGAUGAAGACAGGAAGGAAUGGAAGGAAAAAGGAGGUUAUACGAGUAAACCUCAGCAGUGGAAUGAUGAGUAUAGCAAGUAUAAAUAUACUUAUGAGGCCAUAACAGCUGCUGUGCAACUUUCAGUUAGAGACAAGAGUGAUAGAUAUCUUCCAGAUACAUCCAUUGAUUUUAUUGAUAAGGUUGGGUUGAUGAAGUCUAUCUUGAAGCCUGAUUUUAAAGUUGAUCAGCUUUCGGUUCUGGAUGUGGAAGGCUGCAAUGUGGUAUUUUCUGCAAUUCGGGGCUCCUCUGAUUCUGUACUGAGAUGGACUGAUGAGUCUGCUCUUGGUAGCAAUAUUGAAGGACAUGUUCAUAAAAUACAGGAGUUUGGGGCGGUCAUCACUUUUAAGAAUCAGGAAACCAAUAUGUUCUUGAGUAUUCUGACCGAAGUUCAUCAGGAACCAGUCCCUGAAGCUCAUUCUGUUGCUGCAAGAGCUAUUGGCUCUCUUAUAAGGGAAAGGAAAGAAGAAAACUUCCCAGGCUUGGGACUUUGGCGGUUGGAGAAUCUGACAUCGCAUGGCAGUACUGUGGUGCACAACUUAAUUUGCAUAAGGCUUGUUGUAGACAGUGAAUUGAGUAAUUUGAGCAACCUCAAAUCUGCAUCCAACUCACUGAUGACUCCAGAAGUAAGAGUCCUUGAGGAACUUUUUUGAAAAAGAGGAAUUAAUUGUAGCCAGUAAGUGCUUGAAGGCCACUGCAACAAAUGAAACUGCACUCGACAUAUCUUCUGCAGCCGCAACAUCUGUGAUUUUGGAGGUACAAGUACUGAAGCUUCUGAUUCAACAAACUGCGAGAUAUUGGGAAGGAAGAGGCGCUCGGAUGAAGAAGAUGUUGAAGGUCAACAAGGCUGUUUCCUAUCACCCACCUUGAGGACAAGGUGGUUGUUCAGGGGGGAGAUAUGAUAGGGACAUAGACAGCCUAUAAUAAUAAGAAUAAUAGAAUUAUAAUAAAUAAUGUAAUAGUGUACAAAUAAGGUUGUUGGGCCAUUUAUGUUAUGAUUUUGGGCCAGCCCUUGAGGGUAGCCUUAUUAUAAGAGUGGGAAGUGGGGAAAGAGGAGGGGAGGCUUUUGGACUCUUGUCUUGGGACUUGGGAAGACUGAGACUAAUAAUCUCUUUCUUUGGGAGCUUCGGCUUUGAGGGCUUCUGCCUUUGUACAGAUUACUGUUCAUCUUCUUGGAUUCAAUAAAGUUUUUCCAUUGUGUUUCUUAUUCAUCCUUCUGUAAUUGUUCUGGAUUCCUGGAGGUUCUAACAGAACAGAGUUCACAAUCUCAAUGGAUAUUAGACUCAGGUGCCACAUCUCAUAUGACUGCCAUACCCUCUUUACUCUCUAAUUAUCAUCCAUGUUUUACAUCCACACACAUUACUACUGCUGAUGGGACACCUACAAAGGUUGCGGGACUUGGUACGGUUGUUUUUUCUGAAAAAUUAAAUCUGAACAACACCCUACAUGUCCCAAACCUGGCUAUGAACCUUGCUUCUAUUUACAAACUCACAGUUGAUCUUAAUUGUGCUGCCAUUUUUUUCCCUUCCCACUGUUUAUUACAGGAUCUACACACGGGGAGGACGAUUGGAAUUGCUAAACAAAGAGAUGGCUUGUACUACCUUGAUGCACUGUUUGUCUCCAAACCUCCACAAAAAGCUCUUACCACAAUCACAGCGAAUACCAACACUAUUUGGCUUCACCACAAGCGCCUUGGCUUCACCAGGCACCAUGUUUCCUAGUCUUUUUAGUAGUAUUGAUGUUUCUACAUUUCAAUGUGAUGUCUGUGAACUUGUUAAACAGUCUCGUGUAUCUUUUUCUAGAAGUAAUACAAUCAGUUGUUCUCCUUUUGAUAUUAUACAAAGUGAUGUUUGGGGCCCUGCUCCAAUUGCUAAUAUAUCUGGUGCCCGGUGGUAUGUUACAUUUAUUGAUGAUUGUACACGUUUUAUGUGGGUUUUUCUGCUAAAAAACAAGAGUGAGGUGAGUUCCAUCAUUCCUAAUUUUUGCAAUAUGAUUCAUAAUCAGUUCUCCGUCACAAUAAAACGCUUCCGCACUAAUAAUGCUCUUGAAUACCUCAAUCAAACAGUUUCCUCUUAUUUCCUCUCAAAAGGCAUUGUUCAUGAGUCCUCUUGUCCGUACACACCACAACAGAAUGGCACAGCAGAAAGAAAAAAUCGCCAUCUCCUAGAAAUCAGUCGGGCUUUAUUGUUUCAAUCAAAUAUGCCUAAACACUAUUGGGGGGAAGCCACACUCACAGCAUGUCAUCUCAUCAAUAAAAUUCCCAGUCGGGUACUCCAAAAUAAGUCACCCCUUGAAUCUCUCCUUCACUUCUUUCCUCAAACCAGAAUUUCUUCUGAUCUUGAUCUAAGGGUGUUUGGGUGUACAGCAUUUGUUCAUAUUCCUCCACCUCAUAGGGGAAAAUUGGACCCACGAUCUAUUAAGUGUAUCUUUCUUGGUUAUUCUCCAACUCAGAAAGGAUAUAAGUGCUAUAAUCCUACAACCAGAAAGACAUACACCAGUGCAGAUGUGACCUUUAACGAAGACACACCUUUUUACACUCCUACUUCUCAACCUGUAUCCCAAGAUACUCCACAUCCUUCACCUCUGCCCACCUAUACUAUUACAUCUUCUCCACCACAUACAAUCUCCUACCCUCCUAAGCCUUUAUCACCAGACAUCCCAUCACCACCACCACCACCACCACAUGAUCAUCCAUCACCUUCCUUAGAUUUGUCAGCAACCUCACCUACUUCUCAACAGUCUUCAACAUCACCUGAACCUCAAUCAAAUCCACCACCAGACCAUCCCAUUCCUACACCUACUAAAUCCACCACUCAUGACCCAUCUUCUCCUCUACCAGUGACAAAAGUGUACUCAAGGAAAAACAGGUUCACUCCAUUGUUGACGCAAGACCAAUUGGCUGACCCAGGUAAUGUCUAUUCUUCUCCACCACCAUCUCCGCCAAUUGCUUUACGCAAGGGUGUACGUCAAUGUACCAAAACACCUCAAUACCCUCUUGCUAAUUUUGUUACCAUUGAUAACUUCUCUCCUUCACAUGCCUUGUUUGUUCAGAGACUUAAUGAAAUUCUCAUACCCAACUCUGUUUCUGAGGCAUUAGGAAAGAAAGAAUGGAGGGAUGCUAUGCAAGAGGAAAUUAGAGCUCUUGAAAAGAACCAUACUUGGGAUAUUGUGACUAAACCUCCUGGGAGGCAUGUUGUUGGUUGCAUGUGGAUCUUUACUGUCAAAUACAAGGUUGAUGGAUCUCUUGAGCGGUACAAAGCUCGUCUUGUGGCUAAAGGAUACACUCAGACGUAUGUGAUUGACUAUCAAGAGACCUUUGCUCCUGUAUCUAAGCUCAAUAUUGUCUGUAUCCUACUAUCCUUGGCAUCUCACUUUGAUUGGCCUUUAUUGCAAUUUGAUGUCAAGAAUGCUUUUCUCCACGGUGACUUGCAUGAUGAGAUCUACAUGUACAUUCCCCCAGGCUUUAAUAAAACAUCAACAAGUACCUCUACACAUGUAUGCCAUUUAAAAAAAGCCAUCUAUGGUCUCAAGCAAUCCCCUCGUGCUUGGUUUGACCGCUUCACACAGGUUGUUCUUGCUGAUGGGUAUAGUCAAAGCCAAGGGGAUCAUACUCUUUUUUACAAACACUCUCGCCCAAAUGGAGUCACUAUUCGUUUAGUAUAUGUGGAUGACAUCAUUGUGACGGGUAAUGAUCCAGAUGAGAAACAACGUCUUGAGGGGCAGCUGAAAUCCAAAUUCGAGAUGAAGUCUCUUGGCCCUCUAAAAUACUUUCUUGGAAUUGAAGUUGCUCGCUCAUCUGAAGGCAUCUUUAUCAGCCAACAAAAGUACAUUACAGAUUUGUUAAAUGAGACUGGUAAGAGUGCUUGUCGACCGGUUAAUGCACCUAUGGAUCCUAAUCGUAAGCUUGGACUUGCUACUGAUGAACCCAAGGUUGAUUCAUCAAUGUAUCAGCGCUUAUGUGGCAAAUUUAUCUAUCUCUCUCAUACUAGACCUGGCAUUGCCUAUGCAGUUAGUGUUUUGAGUCAGUUCAUGCAUGAUCCAAGGAAACCACAUCUAGAAGCAGCCUAUAGGGUUCUUCACUACCUUAAAGGAAGUCCAGGGCAAGGGAUAAUAUUCAGGACGGGUGACAAUUAUCAGUCCAAGCCUUCAUUGAUGCAGAUUAUGGUGGCUCCCUCAUUGACCGCCGGUCAACUACUGGUCUCUGUGUUUCCCUCAUGAGUGCGUCGAGAGGCUGCUGGGUCAGUACAUGGACGGUGUGGGCCUGGAAGUAGUGCCCCAGCUUCUUCACCGUGUG